AUGGAGGGGCGCGCGGCGGCGGGGGACGGCCGGAACGGGCCCCGCGAGCGGCGAGGGCCGGGCGCCGCGGCGGCGCCGCAGCAGAACCACCAGGCCCGGCCGGCGGCGGCGGCGGCGGCGGGGCGGCUGCCCGCGCACUCGUACUGGCUGGACCUCUGGCUGUUCGUGCUGGUGGACCUGGCGCUGCUGCUGGUCGUGUACCUGUGGCCGUGGUGA
Pipistrellus nathusii (Nathusius's pipistrelle) is the source of this 216-nucleotide messenger RNA. The record is from the annotation of a GenBank genome assembly. Lineage: Eukaryota; Metazoa; Chordata; Mammalia; Chiroptera; Vespertilionidae.